This is a messenger RNA of Asparagus officinalis (garden asparagus), 732 nucleotides long. Its product is annotated as protein FAR1-RELATED SEQUENCE 8-like. The transcript is spliced from 2 exons. The record is from RefSeq and is a predicted model, not a curated record. Gene Ontology annotation, biological process: regulation of DNA-templated transcription. The coding region runs from base 1 to 732 and encodes 243 amino acids. Lineage: Eukaryota; Viridiplantae; Streptophyta; Magnoliopsida; Asparagales; Asparagaceae.
AUGGAGGAAACAAAUUUAACUAGUGUAGAGUUCGGAAUGGGAGAAUCAAGUAUUAUUAGAAGUGAAAUUAUAGUCAAUACUGUAAAUGCUCCUAAACCACUACUAGGAAUGAAGUUUAAUAGUUAUGAAGAACCUUUUAACUAUUAUAACUCUUAUGCAUUAUUGAUGGGUUUUGGAAUACGGAAGAGUAUGGUAAAUUACUCUCGCAAGACUAGAGAAGUGGUAGACAGAAAGUUUAUUUAUGAUAAGGAUGGCUAUAGAUCUAGUAGAGACAAGAUAGAGAUCCCUUUUUGGCGAGAGACCCGAGUGGGAUGUAAGGUAAUGAUGCGAGUUAAAUUAUUGGAGGACAAAUCAUGGGAGGUCACGUGGUUUGUUGAAGAAUAUACAAAUCAUUUGUUGAGUAGUCCAGACAAAGCAAAAAUGCACAGAUCACAUCAACAAUUCUCUAAAACUCAAAGAUUAAAACUUAUUGAUAGUCUGCGAGAAGAAGAACUAAUAAGUUCAGUCUUCUAUUUGCAAUUCAGUGAUGUUAUUGUGUUUGAUGUGACAUACAGAACUAAUAAGUUCAGUCUUCCAUUUUCUUCAUUUACUGGUGUAAAUCACCAUAGGCAGUCCACUUUACUUGGUUCUGCAUUAUUAACUGAUGAACAUGAAGAUACCUUUAUGUGGUUAUUUCAAGAAUGCCCGAAAUACAUGCAUGGGGUUGAAACAGGUGCUAUUAUAACAGAUUAG